Messenger RNA from Artibeus jamaicensis (Jamaican fruit-eating bat), 2325 nucleotides. RefSeq names its product 2'-5'-oligoadenylate synthetase 2 (gene OAS2). NCBI's taxonomy places the organism in Eukaryota, Metazoa, Chordata, Mammalia, Chiroptera, Phyllostomidae. The transcript has 11 exons. The record is from RefSeq and is a predicted model, not a curated record. Gene Ontology annotation, molecular function: double-stranded RNA binding; 2'-5'-oligoadenylate synthetase activity. Bases 91 to 2220 code for a protein of 709 amino acids. Gene Ontology annotation, biological process: negative regulation of viral genome replication; regulation of ribonuclease activity; defense response to virus. Gene Ontology annotation, cellular component: nucleoplasm; cytosol; membrane.
CAUUUCUGCAUCAGACGCAGCCCAGACCUGCUCUUUCUCCUCUGCUCGCCGCUCUGCCAUCAGCUGUAACCUCAGCAGUCAGCAAGAAUAAUGGGAAACUGGUUCUCCAGUGCCUGCCCAGUAACCGUGAACUCAGUGCCGGCACAGAGACUGGGCGAGUAUGUCCAGAACUUCCUGAGACCCUCCGACGACUGUCAGAGACAGAUCGACGAGGCCAUGGACACCAUCUGUGCCACCCUGGAGGAAGCCGAGGAGCUCCCCACGGUGACAGAUGUAGCCAAAGGUGGCUCCUAUGGCCGAAAAACAGUCUUAAGGGGCAACUCCGACGGUACCCUUGUCAUCUUCAUCAGUGACCUUGGGCAGUUCCAGGACCUGAAGAGGAAAAGCCAACGUGAAAUCCUCAACAAAAUAUGCAAGUGGCUGAAAGCCGCGCAGCUCGAGCAGAAGCUGGCGGCCAAGAUGGAGAUCAAGAGGCCCUGGGGCGGGGGGCUCACCAUCCAGCUGUCCCCAAGAUGGCAGAGCGUCACUUUUGAUGUGUUCCCUGCCUUCGAUGCUGUGGGCUUCAGGAACGAGCCCUGCCUCCGGACCUACCGAGAGCUCAAAAGAUCCCUGGAUAUGACGAAAGCCAGCCCUGGCGAGUUCUCAGUCUGCUUCACAAAACUCCAGCAGAAAUUUUUUAACCACCAUCCCAGGAAGCUGAAGGACUUGAUCCUCUUGGUAAAGGCCUGGUAUCAGCAGUGCCAGAAAAAGUGGAAGGACACACCCCUGCCACCUUCGUAUGCUCUGGAGCUGCUCACAGUCUAUGCCUGGGAACAGGGGUGUGGGGCAGAAAACUUUGAUCUAGCUGAAGGCAUCAGAACUGUCCUGGAGCUAAUCAAGGGGCCAGAGGAGCUGUGUGUCUAUUGGACAAUCAACUACAACUUUGAGGAUAUGACCGUCCGGAACGUCAUCCUGAGCCAGAUUCGAUCCCCAAGGCCAGUAAUCUUGGAUCCAACCGACCCAACCAAUAACGUGAGCAAAGAUAAGACAGGCUGGCAGCUGCUGAAAGAAGAAGCUCAACUCUGGCUGUCUUCUCCCAGCCUGAAAGAGCCACCUGGACCAUCUUGGAAUGUGCUGCCGAUGCCGCUGGAGGAGACCCCGGGCCAUCGUCUGGAUGCGUUCAUCAAGAAAUGUCUGCAGCCCAACCAAACUUUCCUAAAUCAGAUGAGCAGUGCCGUUGACAUCAUCUGUACGUUCCUCAGGGAACAAUGCUUUCGGGAUUCAAGUACAAAGGUUCAGAAGCCUGUCAAGGGAGGGUCGACCAGCAAAGGCACAGCCCUGAAGACGGGCUCCGACGCUGACAUCGUCCUGUUCAUCGACUCGCUGGUAGGCUACACCUCCCAAAAAAACGAGGUAAGCAUCGUCGUCCAGAAAAUCCGAAACCAGCUGGAAGCCUUUCAGCGGCGAGAAGCCCGCGAGCAGAAGUUUGAAGUGAAGUUUGAGAUUUCUAAAUGGAAUGCUCCCAAGGUGCUGAGCUUCUCCCUCAAAUCCAAAGAAUUCAGCGACAGCGUCGACUUCCACGUGCUGCCCGCAUAUAACGCGCUAGGUCAAGUGCAUGCUGGCGUUAGACCCCACCCCAGGGUCUACACUGACCUCAUCUCUCUGUACAAACGCCUCGACCUGGUGGGGGGAGAAUUUUCGCCCUGUUUCACGGAGCUGCAGCGUGACUUCGUUCUCUCCCGGCCCACCAAACUGAAGGACUUGAUUCGCCUGGUGAAGCACUGGUACAAACAGUGUGCAAGGAAACUGAAAGAAAAGGGGUCUCUGCCCCCCAAGUAUGCCUUGGAGCUGCUCACCAUCUACGCCUGGGAGCAGGGGAGCAGGGCAGCAGAUUUCGACACGGCCGAAGGUUUCCGGACGGUCCUGGAGUUGGUCACACAGUAUCAGCAGCUCUGUAUCUUCUGGAAGGUCAAUUACAACUUUGACAACCAGACUGUGAAGGACUUCCUACUGACCCAGAUCCAGAAAACCAGUUGGAGAGGCCAGGCGGAACCACGAGCCAGGGAACCCGGGAGGCCUCUGGGGGCUGAGAGCAACCCCAGCAGACAGCCGGCCCCAGAACGGGGACCUCCGCCCUGCAAUCACGUGGAACCGGCUCCUCCAACAGCCCGGAAACCCAGAGCUUCCAGCUGGACUUGUGGGACCCACAGCAGUGCGACCAGACAGGCUGCUGGGCUCUGACCUACCGAACUGUGAGGAAACCUCUCUCCCGAAGAAACUACACCAUGACCUCUGGCCACAGGGUCGUGACCGUGACCGAAUGAAGUAGGACUCACUGGCUUGCAA